Messenger RNA from Heterobilharzia americana, 7336 nucleotides. NCBI's taxonomy places the organism in Eukaryota, Metazoa, Platyhelminthes, Trematoda, Strigeidida, Schistosomatidae. The record is from the annotation of a GenBank genome assembly.
AUUGCUUUACACUAGCUCGUAAAAAGUUAUUGAAUGCUGGACACACUCUAGUUCCUUGAAGUCUAUUUCCGUUCUUCAGAAUGCGAUCUUUCUAUUCUGUUGGUUUGAACAUGACUUUCGGUAGCCGAAACCUGUUUCUCACAGGAGCUGUCCCUGUUUUGCCUUCUUGCAUCAUCAAGUCAAGUUUGCUACGCGCUCUGUUUGAAAUUCCGAGUAGCAGUGCUAGUCUUCUUGUCACGUGUUGAAGCCUUUUUCAUUUGAAUGCUUUAAGAUAUGGGGACUAAAAAUGUAGUAGUUUUGUCAAUAUGUGAUAAGAAGCAAGAAAAGGCUCUGAUUGUACAACUGCGGGGAAGCUUAUCAUACGACAACCUUUUCCAAAUUGUUCGAAAACACUUAAAACUAACUUCUCAAUGUUUUGACCUUGAGUAUCUUCAGAAAAACAUAGGUCCUUGCACUCUCUCAAAGUUCGGGAAGUUAGAGAACAACUUUGAAGUUGACAAACAGUCCGAACUCGAUGACGGUGCCUCUCUUCCCCCUCCUAUAGUGACUUCUCUGCUACAUGAGAUGCUCGAUCAAAUCCCUCUUCGAAAUCGCCUGGAGGUCAAAAUUUUGCCAAGUUCUGAUGACGAAUCUCAACAGCCUACAAGUACGUCAAAUAGUGAUGAUGGUUCGGUUAUUGGCUUAAGUUGUAUGGAAAAUGGGGAAUCAGAACCUUAUUCAAUGCAACCACUCAAUACAUGCACUGCCAUCGUGCUAUCGGAUCCUUCGUCACGCGAAGGAUAUACUUCAGUCAACUCAACUUUAAGUGAAAACACGACUGAUCAUCCGGUUGCACAGACUUUUGUUGGACUUGUCAAUUCUGGUAUGACGUGUUAUAUGAAUAGCUUGUUGCAGACAUUAUUCAUGACUCCAGAGUUUCGUAAUGCACUAUACCACUGGCAUUUUGAAGGUACUUCAACAGAGGCUGUUACCAGUAUUCCGUAUCAACUUCAACGUUUAUUUGUUCAAUUGCAGACUACAAAGAGUACAGCAAUUAGUACAAAUGGUGUAACCACCUCAUUUGGAUGGCGUUCAUGUGAUAUUAUACAACAACAAGAUAUUCAUGAGUUAUGCAGAAUACUAUUUGAUGCUUUAGAAAAGAAAUUGGGAUAUUCAAAGUCCUCGAAAGAUAAAAAUCAUACUGGCAAUAGUUGUCUUGGUGCUAAUGAUGGUGAUCACAAGGAAAAUGAUGCUGAAGAAGCAGAAGAAGAAGACGAGAAAAAUGAUGACAAAAAGAAAACUUCAUCAUCAACAUUCAAUUUAAUUAAUCGACUUUAUCAGGGACAACGAUCCGAUUAUGUCCGUUGCUUGUAUUGUAAUCGUGUUAGUUGGCGACCUGAUACAUUCUUGGAUAUUCAAGUCCCUCUGAGGUCAUUUGAAUUAAAUGCCAAACCAUAUGAAAGUUUGGAAGCCGCUUUUAGAGCACUGAUUAAACCGGAACGCUUAGAAGGCAGUAAUCAAUAUUGGUGUUCAUAUUGUGAGUGUAAACGAGACGCUGAACGUGGAUGUGCUUUUCAUAAAAUGCCCUAUUUAUUAACGUUACAACUAAUGCGUUUCACAUUUGAUCCAAUCACAUUGAAUCGUAUAAAGUUAAAUGAUAAGUUUACUUUUCCAUUGGAUCGUCUUGAUCUAUCUGAAUUUGUUACACCGAGCGAAAGCAAUGAAUCAUCUGGUUGUAAUGGUGAUACAGAAGAAAAUGGAAAGACUUCCGAGAAUGAUGACACUCGAGCUCACAGUGAAGAUGGAUUAAUGUGUUCACAUAGUUCGAUAAAAACUGAUACACAAGAAAAUCCUCAAAAUAACUGUAUAUCUACUGCUACCAAUGACAAUAUUGCUUCUUUGGAUAAUUGUUCUGAAAGUAUGGAAACGGAGGCUACUGAUAGUGGUGUAAAUAGUAAUACAGAUAGUCCAUUUGACGGUGUAUCUUCGGGUAGUCCUACAGUUGGUUCACCAAAUGUUGAAGAAGAAAUUGAUGAACUGUCCGAUUUUGGUGUUAAUCCAACACAUACAGUAACUAAUAGUUCUGUUUUAAUGAAAGCUGUAUUAAGUGUACAAAAGAAUAUGAAUGAGACAACAGGGAAUAUUAAUAUGAACAGUAAUGAUAACAAUAAUAAUAAUCAUACUAAUGAAACAUUUAAACACGCAGUCUACUCUUCUAAUGAAUUGGAUGAUGGUAUAGCCUCUGAAUGCACAUGUCCUUCAUGUUCACAUUCAUCAACUACUCAUCAAAUUCAAUUAACAAAUGAAUGUCAUAGUCGAAAACAACGUCGUCAUCGAAGUCUUAGUCCUCAACACUGUUCACCUCAAAAGUUCAAUCCUUCUAAAAUUGUAAAUGGUAAUAAUCAUCAUAAUGAUGAUGAUGGUGAUAAUAAACCUCAAUCGAAACUUGAAACGAAAUCUCAUUCAUCAAACUCAUUAAUCUAUGAAUUAUUUUCAAUUAUGGUCCAUUCAGGUUCAAUUAAUGGUGGACAUUAUUAUGCAUUUAUAAAAUCUUUUACGGAUGGUCGAUGGUAUAAAUUCAAUGAUCAGCAUGUUAUUCCAACAAAUCUAGAGGCACUGGAAGCCACCUUUGGUACUACUCAAUCAACGUAUCUUAGUCAUUCAAAUGCUUAUUUUCUGAUGUAUCGACGUGUUGAUCCAGAGUUGAAUGAAACAUUUCUAAACUCAGAGGAUUUUCCAGAGCAUAUUAAACAAAUGAUACAAGAACUACAUGAAGAGGAAAAAGACGCCGCUGAAAAAAAGGAAAGAGAGUUAAUGAUGUGUAAUUUUGAAGCCUACACACGAUGUCCAACGGAACAGGCGAUCAUUCAUGCAGACGUAACGCUUUAUAAGAAUCAGUCAUUAUCAGAGGCAACAGAUAUUAUCCGAAGAAUAUUGUUACCAAGAUUGAACAAUGAACCCACUACAGCAUUUCGCAUUGUUCAGUAUCAUGGUUCAGAUGAAACAUUGGGCAAAUCGGCUGAAUAUGUAUUGCACACGCGAUCUCGAUCACUUUCAUAUAAUAAUGGUUUUCAGUUUUAUAAUGAAGAAUUCCGAGAUUCAGACUCAUCAACAUCAUCUAUGAACACAGUUACUGUUGGUGAAUUCUCAGAUAAUAAGCGUUUCUAUCCUUUUUGCCUAUGGCUUGAACACCGUAUAAAUGUUCCUGGAUCAAUUAGACAUUUUUUCCCAUGUACAUCUCAAGAAAUUUCUCAUCAAUGGCGAACUUAUGAACCUGGAGGCAUUACUUUCAAAGUAAAUCGCGUUGAUUUGUCCUCUGAUUUAAUUUAUCCAUCCGAAAAAAUUUGGAUGUCAUUCUCUGGCACUAUAAAGGAGUUAAUUUCAGAAGUUUGGCAGCUAUACACAGGGAAAAUUCUAAGCGAUGAUGAUCUUAAAACUGGACCAGCUGAUGGUUUAAAACUUAUUUUGGAUCAAUCAUCUUGUCAUUGGCAGAUAGAGCCAUUAUCUUUACUUUCUCAGCAAAAUGAAGUAUAUGGUUUACCUCAAUGGGCUGUAGUUCUGUACUCUGGAGAUCAUUCCUUCCCGUGGAAUACAAUAAUUGAUUAUAGUUUUGAUUCAGUUAUAAACUUUUCAAACCACUUCAAUGGUAUCUAUGGCAAAUCUUUUACCAGUAUCACCGGUGGCUCAGUUAAUUUGUAUGUGGAUUUAGGCCGUUUAUAUGAUGGAUACUGUGAUGAAUCACAUGAUUGUUCAGAAUCGAAUGUUUUAAACACUUCAAAUUCAUCUACUCUUAUCUCGAAUUCGAACAAUUCAACAGAAAUAUCUCAUAAUGGGCGUGAUGUUGGCGGUAAACGAGGUAGAUGGCAAUUAUCGAAUAACGUGUUUGUCACAGAAAAUGUUACUAUUCCCUCGGAUAAAGAUAUAAAUUGGCGAUUGCGUAAAAUAUGUUCACUGACUGAAAAACGUCUUUAUUACAUGAUAUUCCCUCUUAUAAUUCCCAGUCAAACAGAAAUUGCAUCAUUUCUUGUUCAACGAGAACUUUUGAUAAAAGGUUCACUGGGUGAUGAUAGUACACAGUUUCUCGAUUCAAGUAUGUCGACUCCACAAAGUCUGUAUAAUGUCACUGUACCGAAUAGUAAUAAACAUGAGGCUAUCGGUUCUCCUCCGAUUUCUUCAAUGAAGUCAUCCGGAUCAUUAGAUAAUGGUAUUUCAUCAAAAAAUCAAUUUGAUGGCAGUGUAAACAGUAUGAGCCCACCUGAUUCCCGUUGUUCAAUCAAUGCACAAUAUGGUAGUUUACCUAGUGAAAAAUCAGUUUCAUCAUCAUCAUCAUGUUCUUCAUCAUUUAAUAAAGUAUCAGCUGAAAAUUUAAAUAUAUUAAGACGUAGUAAUUCACAACCGAGUUUAAGUCCAUUCACUGAACCUUUAUCUUCUGCAUGUAUUUCUUCACCAAUAUUACAAUCAAAAAGUAUUAAAUUGAACGCAAGUUUAGUAGCUAUGGAUGUGGAUAAUAUAUCUGAGCAUCAUCCUUCAUUAUCAUAUCUUCAAUCGAAUGAUAUUCCUAUGGAAAGUAAUACUACAUUUAAUGAAUUGAAUACUAGUCAACGGUUAUGUCAAUUUGAGGAAUUUUGUAAACCUGAUUCCAGAGUAUCAGCUAAGUUAUCAUCACCUAUAUGGCAGAUAAUUCAAUUGAAUAUAGAUACACGUUUAACUGUUGAAGAGUUCAAAGAAAAAGCUGGUGAAUACUUGAAUUUGGAUGCCGAAUUCCUAAAUGUCUCAGUGGAACCCGAUGGUGGAUAUAUUUCAAAGGAUUUCACUACUCUAAGUUCAACUGAUUCACUUCGAAUUUCCUUAUCGCCUUGUAUUAGCCUGGAAGAAGUUUACUUAUCCUUUUAUGUACUUGAUCUCGAAGGAGAGCCUAAAGAAGAAGAUGGAGAAAAGCAACAACAAACAAUGGACACUGCUACAUAUGAAUUAAAUCAUACUAAUCUAAAGCGGUCAUCACCUAUAUGGUCACAUCAAAUUAAUUUAUUAUAUCGUUUGGGUUGGUCUGUCGAACAGUUAUUGAAAUGUGCUUCAUCAGUUUUCAAACGUAUUCAUAACUUGAAUAUACCUCUAUCUCAACUACGGUUGCGUAAAUGUGGCCUACCCGAUCUCACACCUGGUCCAAUCUUCAGCGAAACUGAUGUUUUGACAACAUUCACUAAUCAACAUCAAGGCUUAAUGCUCCAGUUGAUUAGUGAAAAGCAUACGCAUAAUAUUGUCUCUACUGCUAUCGAUAAUUACUCAGACACUUCUAAUCCGAUAAGUUACAAUAAUAAACCGCGUACCUGUUCUCUAUUCCUGCGUCAAUGGCAUCCAUCUAGUUAUUCAUUUGAUGCUUGGCAUGAAUUGAUAUUAACCUAUCAUCCGGUUACAAGUACACGCUGGGAUAUGUUAGUGAAAUGGCUUGUUCAGCAUACUGGAUUGAGUUCAGAUCGUUUAGAAGUGGCUCAGUAUAAAUUCCCUGGUGCUAUUCAUUCUUUAAACAUUUGUCCCCUAAUAACCGUUUACAAUGGCUAUCCUGUUCCCAGUACCCAGAUACUUUAUUAUCAUUCACCAGUGGAAACAUGGUAUUUUUCAGAGAUACUAAAGAAGAAUCAAAAACCCUUGAGUCUAGUGAACUUCAAAAGAUGAAUCAAAGUGAAAUAUCUCGUUUGGAAGCCAUGACAUCACCUUGGCGUUCUCAAGGUAUUCCAGUACCUCAAUCAGUUUGGGAUGGUGAAUAUGCAACUUGGUCUGAGGAUCCUGUAACUUUUUCAUGUGAACCAAGUUCAUCAAGUGGUGGUGGUUGUGGUUGUGAAAUGUACAAAAGUAAUUCUCAAUUCUGUGGACCUUAUUUACCUCAAUCUCAUGAACCGAGUACUGCUUAUUCAUUUUCAACUAGCAGUAGAAUUCGUGAGCAACCAUUACGAAUAUAUACAGCAGAAGAUGUACCAUCGUCUAGCUCUACUAUUCAUACAGCAAAAAGGGAUAAACAUCCUUCAACUGGACCUUCAUCUCCUAAAUUCACCAGAACACGAGAUUCUAGAACUCCAUAGUAUUAUCAUCAGAUACAUAUACACACAUUAGCCAUUUGUGUGUUUUUAUGCUUGCAUUGCCUAUAAUACUGUCUGUUGUGUAUUCCAACAUUGUGUUCAUUCUUUUCAUGUAGGUGAAAUAAUGAAGUUUUGUUUUGAAAAUAACUUAAUCUCAUUAUUAUUUCACAAUAAAAUAAAGAGUACAAAUUAUACAUACACACACACAUAUAUAUACACAUACAAUAUUAUUUACACUUUUUGAUUUCAUAUGCGCAUGCCUUCUUCAAUCUCAUUUGACACUCCUUCAAAAAAAGAAAGGACAAAACAUUUAAUGACAUCAUUCUAAACGAUAUAUUCAGACAAGAUGAGAUUUCUUUCCUCAUUCAUUGAACUGCUUUCACACUAAUAUAUGCAUACAUUAACACUGAAUCUCGUUAUGCUUUGUUCGAUUAUCUACCUAUCUGUACAGAAAUAAAUAAGACACAUUUUUGUGUUUCUAUCUUACAGUCUGUCUCCCUUUCUCCUCAUUCUAACUGACAUACAUACAUACACAAUAUUUCCCUGUUUUCCGGUUGAUUGAUUCUAUUAAAACAAAAGUGAGACAACAUUUAUAUAUUUUUGUGUUAUUAUAUUUCAUUUAUUCUUCAUCUUUUCCUAAUGUUUCUUUCUGUGUGUAAUCUUCUGAAAAUAAACGAUGCUGAAAUAUAACCGUUUUCAGUGACUAUAUUGUCGAUAUGUUUUAAGUACACAGUUCUCUUUUGAUUCAACUGUUUUCAACUUCUUGUUCUCCUCAUGUUUCCUUCUUUCUCUUGUUGUUACUACUGUUGGAUGAAUGAAUGAAUAAAUAACCUCUGAUUAUUUAAUUAACGUGUCCGUGCUGCUUUUUAUUGCAAUUAUUGUUGUUUCUGUUGGUUUCUACUGUUUUAAGUUGUGUCCAUUUGAUAUGUGUGCCAGUGAGUAGUACUGCUACUUGAAAUCAAUAAAAUCCCCACAAACUUCCGAAUUGAAUUACUGUCCACUGCUCAUUAGUGACUAGCUUCGAGAUCAGAUCUCCCGUAAAGUUGUGACUGGUAGGGGGAGAAUCAAGAGAGUACAGGUACUCAACAACGGCAAACGCACCGAAGGGGAGAAAUGUGCUCACCGUGUAACCUGAAGGUCCCUGACGUGGCGAGGUUAUGGGUGCGCACUACUGAGAGGAAACGGUUGUCUAAUGCUCCCGAGUUUCCAACUGAUGUCAGCCCGUGAUGAAUACCAACAUAUUGCAGAUAGCUUGAAACAACGGUUCGAUAGAGAAAUAAUAA